Messenger RNA from Culex quinquefasciatus (southern house mosquito), 2012 nucleotides. It is a transcript of the gene Ndc1, whose product is annotated as nucleoporin Ndc1. The transcript is spliced from 3 exons. The record is from RefSeq and is a predicted model, not a curated record. Gene Ontology annotation, biological process: nuclear pore organization. Bases 184 to 1935 code for a protein of 583 amino acids. Lineage: Eukaryota; Metazoa; Arthropoda; Insecta; Diptera; Culicidae. Gene Ontology annotation, cellular component: nuclear pore transmembrane ring. Gene Ontology annotation, molecular function: protein-macromolecule adaptor activity.
GAACCGCGCGAAGUGUUUGCCGAGCAAGCCGGUUCUCACACAUUUUUAAGGAAGAUUCAGAAAUUAAAAGUUAUUUUAGUUAAUUCAUUAAAUUUAGUUAAAAUUGUUAUAUUUAACUGUUACAAGCAGAGAUUAUUACAUCGUCGAAUCGUUGCCGGAAAGGAACCGACUACUGCCAUCGGAAUGGCGGCCACGAUCGAGCCGGUGUCGCCGCGGGAGCUCGAGUGCCGCAAGAUUUGCGUCGAGCGGUUCGUGUUCGCCAUCCUGUACAGCGUCGCGAUCCAGUUUGUGCUGCUGACGGUGUUUCUGCUGCUGGUCAACUUUAGCCUGUUCGCCCCGGUGGCGUGGGUGCUCGGGACGUUCCGGCUGCUGUGCUCGCUGUCGACCUGGCUGGCCGCGAUGCCGCUCGUCAGUGCGGUCAUCGUGUACGGCGUUUGCCUGGCGAAGGCGUUCCUGGCGGACGGGCGGUACUGUCCGACGCGGUUUCAGCUGAUUUAUCGGUCGAUAGUCCAGAAGUCUGCGCUGCUGGUGGUCAACUGCGUGGUUGGAUUUUUGACGGCCUGGCUGUACACGCGAUUCCUGCGGGACGAUUACCGCGUCCUGUUCCUGCCGGCUUCCGAAAACGGACAAUUUGUGCUCAAUGAAAAGUAUUUAUUUUUGCUGCUUGGAGGAACGUUUGCCGGAGUGUAUUACUUUGUGCGGAGCAAGCCGGAGCGAUCGGCGGUCAAUUUCCCAGUCAUCCAGCAGCCACGUUAUCAGCAGAUCCGAGCACAUCUCUACAGCACCGUGUACCGGUCACUGUUUACAUCAUUUGCACCUGCCCUGGUCUACGCGAGCUUCUUCUUCACGUUCAGCUGCGUUUACUUCCGUCACAAGCUUGCGUCCACAUUCAGCGGAGUUUCCCUGGCGGAAGAGUCCACGCUGGCAUCGUUCUACGCCAUCCUGUCCGACGUCCGGCUGCUCCUGUACUGUUGGAUCUUGUUCUCGCAGAUUCUCAGCAGCAUGAACCUGAUGCAGGACCUGUUUCACAUUUGCCUUACCGAGUAUCGCGCAUUCCCGGUGGAGAAAUCCUCGCUGGCCGAUGAUCGCGAAGUGACGCUGGUGGAAGCCCUGGCCAACACUCAACUGCCCAUCAUCCAACAGUUGGCUGCGCUGGACCUGUUCAACAUCGCCGAAGACAGCAACCCAACCCGGCGGUCCCGUCUCUACGCUCUCUCAAUCCCCGGUGGCCACCCGUACAACUGGCGCCUCCUGUCCGGCGAAUGCAUCCGUCUCAUCCGCGACUACUCCGCUGAAUUGUCACGCUCGAUUGAAGGCGCCCCUCAGGCCGUAGGCUCCGCCAUCCGUCCGGAAAUAACCCGCCUGCGACCAACCGCUUCAAUGGACGCCGAAAAGAUCCUCUCCAAGCAGUACAACGAGUCGUUCGGCAUCCGAUCCCUCUCCACGAACGCCCUCCCAACCGAAUCCACCUCCACCCCACAACCGGACAUCAUCUGCAAAGCCAUCGACCGCCGCCUGGACUCCCUCCGCACCUCCCUCAAAAACAUACCCGGCAUUUUCUACCUCUUCGGCGAACCCAAAACCGCCAAAACCUGCCACCUCCUCUCAAACAACUCCCAGCAAAUCAUCUACAUCAGCCAAGCCCUCGCGUCCCUGGCCGCCCGCUCGAUCAACGAGGACCAGUUCGGUGUGGUGCAGAAUGACCUCCCCCUAAUCAUCCGGACGCUGGUCCAGCUCAAGCAAACCAUCGACAAGGUCGGCUCGAUUCAGCUGGACGUGAAAAAGAUCGACCGCAACUAUGCGGCACUCAAGGCUGCCACGCGGCGCAGUUUGUACCGGAUUGCGGGGGCGUUUGCCGAUUACCUGAACGAUAUCGUGCUGGAGCCGGGCGAUGUGAAGGCGCUGCACGGGUUCGUGCACUACCGGGAAGCGUAGGAGGAGGCUGUUUUUCUCGUCAUACUUUUCAUUUUGACCCAUAAUCAUUGAAUAAAAAUCGUUGUGUCAUAAAAUAC